GCUUUUGGGUGGGUGUUUUGUGCCUCCCUCGUACAGGGGGUGCUUGGGCAGAACAAAAGCCCCCCCUGGUUCUCUCUGCCCAGUUUUGGGGGACACUGCACUGCCAGGGCAGGGGCUCUGUCUUGGGUGUGAGUGACAGAUCGUGGCUUCCUGUGGUUUCUCUCUGCAGAGCAGCGUGACAGAACUCACCACUCGGGUGUCAAACUCCCCACAGAGGAGCUGAGCAGGGACCUGGUGGCUGUGAUGACCUGGGAGAGGCCACUGAACUCACCUGCAGCUUUUGCUCUGAGCUCUGUGGUACUGCUUUCCAUCUGAGCAGCUCUGAAGCACAGACCUCACCAGGCUGAACAUCUGUGGUGCAGCUUUAGCUCUGGCUCAUCGAGAGGGACUAAAACUCCGGGACCUCCUGAGGUGAGGGAUGGAUUGAGGCUCUCACCCCGUGUUGGGUGUUCUUCUCUCCAGCAGAAACCAUGGCAGGCGUUUCCUGGGCCUCCAAUGAGACAGUUGCCAGUGGCAGCUCAGAGCAGCUCUGGCUGGAAGCAGAUUUCCAGCAUUCCUUGUUCCCUGUCACCUACGGCGUCGCCUUCGUGCUGGGGCUGGUGGGAAACGCCCUGGCCCUUUACCUGCUGUCCUGCAGAGCGAAGCACCUGUCCCACUCCUACAUCUACCUGCUCAACCUGGCCCUGCUGGGCACCCUGUUUGUCUGGGUGCUGCCUCUCAAAAUCCACUACCACCUGCACGGGAGCAACUGGAUCUUCGGGGACGCCGCCUGUCGAGUCACAGGGACCCUGUUCCACCUCCAAAUCCACCUCAGCACCGCCCUCCUCACCUGCAUCUGCGUGGACCGCUACGUGGCCGUGCUGCACCCCCUCACCUACAUCCAGAUCAGGGCCAGCCACUGCGUGCUGGUGGCCACGGCCCUGUGGGUGGUGGCCCUCGGUGUCGCCAUCCCGCUCGCCCUGGAGGGUCCCCUCCUCAGCCGGGGCGUGGGGAACACCACCACAACCUGCUUCGAGGACAUCCCCACGGGCAGCCGGGCCCGGCAGGCGGCCCCUCACGACGUGCUGGCCGUGGUGGUGGGGUGUGGGGUGCCCUUCUCCCUCGCCCUGGUGGGGUGGCCGCUCGUGGCCGGCGGGAUCUCGCGCGCCAAGCGCGGCGCGUCCAGGAGGAGGGCCCUGGGCACCGUCUGCAUCGUCCUGGCCAUCUGCGCCCUGUGCUUCCUCCCCCAUCACCUCGCCCACCUGCUGCGCUUCCUGGUGAGGGUCCAGGUCAUCCGGGACGAGUCGUCGUCCGCCCUGAUCUGCAGGAUGAGGAGGGUCAGCCUGGCCCUGGUGAGCCUCAGCUGCUGCCUCACCCCACUCCUGUGCUACUACAGCUCCUCCAGCAGGCACUGGCACUGCAGCUUCAGGCUCAGGUUCAGGUCUAAAAAGGUGUUCACCAUCUGUGACCGGAAUUUUGGGGAGCCCUCCCGUGAUUAUAAACUCUGGCAGAGAUGUGGAAGCAAAACCCCCGGAGAUGGAGUCAACUGGUUUGCUUCAAACCCACGUGGCUUCUGAGAACCCGCUGAGUUUCCCACCCCAUGAAAACGCUGAGACCGGGGAGAGGAUUUUUCAUCUGAGGCACCAGAAAAACCACAGGCCCUGGCUGACAACCCAGGUUUACUUCAGAGGGAUGAGGGUUUUUGGGGUAAGAGAUGCAGAGACUCGCUGCUCUGCUCCACCCCCAGGCCACCCCAAAAC
Molecule: messenger RNA, 1739 nt
Organism: Empidonax traillii (willow flycatcher)
Lineage: Eukaryota; Metazoa; Chordata; Aves; Passeriformes; Tyrannidae
Product: lysophosphatidic acid receptor 6-like
Exons: 3
Coding region: 471-1556 (361 amino acids)
Biological process (GO): G protein-coupled receptor signaling pathway
Cellular component (GO): membrane
Molecular function (GO): G protein-coupled receptor activity; oxysterol binding
Source: RefSeq, a predicted model, not a curated record